GGCGCGCUUUUGAAGUCCCGGGAGUCGGGGUCCAGGACACACCCCUCUCCGUGCUGCGAGAUGUCCCAGCCGAGCGCUUCCCGGAGGACCCGCGAGGAAGUGGAUGCGACGCUGCAGGUCGCCAAGCUGAACGCCGCCGAGCUGCUGCCCACGGUGCACUGCCUGAGCUUCGGCUCCGGGACCGGCGGCGCGGCCACCGGCGACUUCUGCCUCCUGGAGCUGGAACCAGCACUGUGCCAGCAGCUGGAGGCUGGGGACAGCUUUGUGAUCCGAGGAGAUAAGGAUGAACAGGCUGUGUUGUGCAGUAAAGACAAAACCUACGACCUGAAGAUAGCAGACACAUCCAACAUGCUGCUUUUCAUCCCUGGAUGCAAAACUCCAGACCAGCUGAAGGGGGAGGAAACACCAAGUACCGUCGUUCACACGGAGAUCUUUGGCUUCUCUAAUAAUUAUUGGGAAUUAAGAAGAUGCAGACCUAAGAUAAAAAAGCUAAAGAGACUUCUAAUGGAAAAUGCCUACGAAGGCCCCGACAGUCAGAAAGAAGAGGAUGCAAGCCGUUCAAAAUAUACAACUGAAGAUUUGCUUAAUCAUAUUCAGGCAAGUGAGGAGGAGAUAAUGGCUCAGUUACAAGUCCUAAAUGCCUGUGAGAUUGGAGGUUACUGGAGGAUUCUUGAGUUUGAUUAUGAGAUCAAACUUCUGAACCACGUGACUCAGCUUGUGGAUUCUGAAUCCUGGUCUUUGGAUAGAGUCCCCUUGACUGUGUGCCUGCAGGAGCUUGGACCUUUGGAGCCAGAGGAAAUGAUUGAACACUGUCUUAAAUGCUACGGAAAGAGAUACGUGGACAAAGAUGAAGUCUAUUUUGAAUUGGACGCUGACAAAAUAUGCAGAGUGACCGCGGAGAUGCUGCUGCAGAAUGCCGUGAAGUUUAAUCUGGCAGAGUUUCAGGAAGUGUGGCAGCAGAGUGUUCCCGAGGGAAUGACAACUCGCCUUGAUCAGCUCAGGGGUUUAGCACUGGUUGACAGAAACUCAAGACCAGAAAUCAUAUUUUUGCUCAAAGUAGAUGAUUUGCCUGAGGGAACACAGGAGCGUUUUAAUAGUCUGUUCUCUCUAAGAGAAAAGUGGACAGAGGAAGACAUCGCUCCAUAUAUCCAAGAUUUGUGCGGAGAGAAGCAAACUAUAGGUGCGUUGCUUACUAAAUAUUCUCGAUCCUCAAUGCAAAAUGGCAUCAAAGUUUAUAAUUCCAGGAGACUCAUUUCUUAAAAGAACGAUAUACAACUUUAUAAAGUUGCUGGAUACAAUAAAAAAAUUCUUUUGCA
Molecule: messenger RNA, 1316 nt
Organism: Mus caroli (Ryukyu mouse)
Lineage: Eukaryota; Metazoa; Chordata; Mammalia; Rodentia; Muridae
Gene: Dscc1
Product: DNA replication and sister chromatid cohesion 1
Biological process (GO): maintenance of mitotic sister chromatid cohesion; mitotic sister chromatid cohesion
Cellular component (GO): chromosome, centromeric region; Ctf18 RFC-like complex; chromatin
Source: RefSeq, a predicted model, not a curated record